Molecule: messenger RNA, 2197 nt
Organism: Coccomyxa subellipsoidea C-169
Lineage: Eukaryota; Viridiplantae; Chlorophyta; Trebouxiophyceae; Coccomyxaceae
Exons: 10
Coding region: 1-1635 (544 amino acids)
Source: RefSeq, a predicted model, not a curated record
AUGGCCCAAGUGGCGCAGCUGCCAUCCUUCGGCAGCGGCGCUCUGCGGCAGAGCAGCUUCGACAGGCCCCGCUCGCUGUCACAGGAAGAGGAGGAAACCGUCUCUGUCAGACCCACAAUCGGCGGUGAUGAGGACGCCGACAGGGAAGUGCGGGUCUCUUGCCCCGACGCCACCGGGCUGGGCUGCGACAUCGCCCGCCUGCUCCUCGACUUUGGCCUGCGCAUCAUGGACGGCGACGUGUCGACGGACGGCCGGUGGUGCUUCAUGAUAUUCAAGGUGAAGCUGGGCGCGGGCGUGCCGGCGCACUGGCCGCUGCUGAAGCGCCGGCUGGAGGCCAUCUGCCCCAACUCCCACGGCGACUACAGCCUCUGGCGCAACACCCGCCGCCAGGACUACGAGAACCCCUUCCUGCUCCAGGUCACCUCCUACGACCGCCGCGGCUUCCUCCACGAUUUGAUGCACACGCUGUGGGAGGCGGACGUGGUGGUCUUCAAGGCGCACAUCACCACGGGGCCCGGCGGCAAGGUCCUGGACAUGUUCUGGAUCUAUGACAACCGCUGCGAGCUCCCAGAGAACCACAGGGUGCUGCAGAUAACGGAGCUGGUGAGGGAGUGCCUGCAGCAGAGGGAUGCCAACUGCACCAUUAUGCCGGCGCCCCCCGAGACCUGCGACCUGGACUCCACGGCCACCAUCCUGCAGCGCUGCGCCUGCAAGGACGCCACCUCGGCCUCGCCCCUGCGCAAGAUCCUGUCCAGCAAGCGCAAGGGCUCCAGCUCCGGCAGCCUCGAUGUGUCCUCCGAGGCCGACGAGUAUGGCUGCCCCGAGAACGUGCAGGUGACGAUAGACAAUUGCACGGCGUCCAACUACAGCGUGGUCAACGUGGUGUGCCGCGACCGCAAGGGGCUCGUCUACGACCUCAUGCGCACGCUCAAGGACAUCCACGUGCGCGUCGCCUACGCCAAGAUUGUGGUGCGCGGCGAACUCGCCGAGACCGACCUCUUCGUGGAGGAGGCCGACGGCCAGCGCGUCAAGGAGAGUCGGAUGAAGCGCGCUGCCAGCACCCCCCAUGCCGACGCGCUGCCGUACCUGGAUGUGCAGCCCUUUGGCAGCCAUCACGGGGACAACCUGUACUCUGCCUUCGUGCAGAACCAGCGGAUCAAACACAGCGAGAUAGAGUCGGAGCUGAUAGAGCGCGUGCGUGCGGCGGUGCUGCUGCCGGUGCGCAUCGACAUCAAGGACGUCUACGACGAGACCUGCACCGAGCUGCGCGUGACGGCUGCGCUCGACUCCGGCGGCCGCGGCCGCCCGCGAGUCACCUACGACGUCACCGCCGCGCUGAACGCCAUGGGGCUGUGCGUGUUCAUGGCGGAUGUGUAUCUGGAGGCGCCCAGCGGCGAUGGGGACCAGCGGCCGCACGAGCUGCACCGAUUCCUGGUGCACGGCCCCGAUGGCCGCCGCCUCGAAAGCAUUGCUGAGAAAAGGGCGGUGUACGAGUGCGUGCGAGCGCAGGUGACGGGCACGCAGAACGCCCAGGCGCCCAAGACGACGCCGCGCUCCUCGCCCAAGCAGAGCAGCCCGGCGCCGCCGCCCAAGUCCCUGCUGGACUCCCUGUCCAAGUGGAAGUGGUCCGCCUGAUGAAGUCCGCGCAACAGCACACUGCCGCACCUGUACAUGACCGGGGCCGAUGCCCGCGCCUCCGGCCGUGUUUGCACCGCUUCGAGGCGAGCCUGCGCGCAGCUGCCGCUGCGGCUGCUGUAUUUAGUACUGUUGAGAAGAUACAUUGCGACAUUGGGGUGCAGUGGGAGCAUGCGGGGGCCUGCUGUGUGUGUUUGAGGCCUGCUGCCCAAGCAGUGUCCUGGAUUCAGGUGGUUGGUUCCUCGGCACGUUCCUGCUGUAUCAAGAAGAAGUGAUCCUGAGGUGAUGACAAUAUUUUGGUCAAGAGCAAUCUUUCGUGGACGCAUCGCUGGAAACGGCUGUUCAUGGUUCGAUGCAUCAUAUACAUAUAUACGGGUAUUAUGAGUAAGGCCUUGGCAGGCUUGCCCUAGCAUGAUCGAGGAUGAAUUAUGGCAGGACUAGUACAGUGCAUUACCAGUGCUGAACAGAUGGACACAAAGGCUGCAGUUGUAAAGCACCCUAGGGAUGAUAUGCUUAUUAUGAUUUAUAUAUUCCAAAUAUUAGAUCAACAGAUCCCAUUUAG